Molecule: messenger RNA, 645 nt
Organism: Penaeus monodon (black tiger shrimp)
Lineage: Eukaryota; Metazoa; Arthropoda; Malacostraca; Decapoda; Penaeidae
Product: threonine-rich protein-like
Exons: 3
Coding region: 1-645 (214 amino acids)
Source: RefSeq, a predicted model, not a curated record
AUGCUCAGCACCAUAUCGACGACAGCUGAACCCACAACCACUGAGAAACCCACAACCACUGAGAAACCAACAACCACUAAGGGCCCAACAACCACUCAGAAACCCACAACCACUGACAAACCCACAACCACUGAGGAACCCACAACCACUGAGAAACCUACAACCACCGAGAAACCCACAUCCACUGAAAAACCAACAACCAGUGAGAAACCAACAAUCACUGAGAAACCCACAACCACUGAGAAACCCACAACCACUGAGAAAACCACAUCCACUGACAAACCCACAACCUCUGAGAAACCAACAACCACUGAGAAACCAACAACCACUGAGAAACCAACAACCACUGAGAAACCCACAACCACCGAGAAACCCACAACCACUGAGAAACCCACAACCACUGAGAAACCCACAACCACUGAGAAACCCACAACCACCGAGAAACCCACAAUCACUGAGAAACCCACAACCACUGAGAAACCCACAACCACUGAGAAACCCACAACCACUGAGAAACCAACAACCACUGAGAAACCCACAACCACCGACUGCAUUCUUGAGGAAUCACAAUUUGGUCUUGCGACCAGUUCCACACUUGCCAGCAGCAAACCCAGUCGAUGUGACUGGGGACCCAGCUCAGAAUAA